Molecule: messenger RNA, 390 nt
Organism: Rotaria sordida
Lineage: Eukaryota; Metazoa; Rotifera; Eurotatoria; Philodinida; Philodinidae
Source: the annotation of a GenBank genome assembly
AUGGCUAAAAAGCUAGGUGAAAUAACAGCUAAAUAUCGAUGGUUUGCUGUUCUUUAUAUAGUCUGUUCAUUCUUUGUUAUUCCUUUGAUUGUUUUUGGUCUUUCACUUGCUGGAUGGUAUGUUUUUGGUGGUGUUCUUGGUCCAAUAGUAUUAAUUAUUAUCUUAAUUAUUCUAAUAAAUAUUCUUCAAAGAUACAAACCAAAGUUUUUACCAGCUCCAUUGCGAACAUGGUUAUGGUUACCAGUUCCUUUUCGAUCACUUGCUUUUUAUGAUCGAUGUUUAUUUAGUAAAAAAUGUUUUCAAUGUAAGAAAAAAGUCCAUUUAAUGACAAAUAAUGAAAAUAUUCAUAACAAUGAAACUUAUAUUGGUGACAUUGAAGAAUCCCUAUAG